Messenger RNA from Phaedon cochleariae (mustard beetle), 528 nucleotides. The record is from the annotation of a GenBank genome assembly. Lineage: Eukaryota; Metazoa; Arthropoda; Insecta; Coleoptera; Chrysomelidae.
AUGAAAGUGAUUUUUCCAGCCACACGUGAACAAGCCUACGUGUACGCCAUCAGCUCAGCGGCACUGACCCACACCAUGGCGCGAGCCUGCUCGGGCGGCGCGCUGCAUCACUGCACGUGCGCGGGCAAGCCGACGAGCGCGCCCCCUGACGACCAGUUCCAGUGGGGCGGCUGCGGGGACAACGUCGAGUGGGGGCAGCAGUUCGCCAAGCGGUUCGUCGACAACGCAGAGAAGUACUCGCUCGACAGGGGCGAGGAUAAGCAGAAGAAGGAGGAAGAGGGGGAAGUGAUCACAGAAAGCCUUCACACUCAGUGCAAAUGCCACGGAGUAUCCGGAUCGUGCAAUAUCAAAACUUGCUGGAGAGCGCUGCCAUCUAUGACCGAAAUAGGGUACAAGCUGUUGAAGAAAUACACGACCGCUUUGGAACUCCACAAAGACGAAGCUGGCAGAACAUUAUCUGAAGGGAUUUCGAAAAGGAGGAGAAAUAGAGCCGCGAACUGGGACUCCCCCCACCUUCAUUGUAGCUAA